Molecule: messenger RNA, 1603 nt
Organism: Arachis stenosperma
Lineage: Eukaryota; Viridiplantae; Streptophyta; Magnoliopsida; Fabales; Fabaceae
Product: nifU-like protein 4, mitochondrial
Exons: 8
Coding region: 561-1385 (274 amino acids)
Biological process (GO): iron-sulfur cluster assembly
Cellular component (GO): mitochondrion
Molecular function (GO): iron-sulfur cluster binding; iron ion binding
Source: RefSeq, a predicted model, not a curated record
GAACUCUAACUCCUUAACUUCCCUAACCAUUACCCCUCUCGUCUCCACUCUCCAGAACGCGAAGCAGUACUCACCUGGACGGCUGGACAGUCGCAACUUCCGUCAAGCCAACGUCAGCCAGCUCUGUUCGCGCAGCCACUUUCUAUCGCGCAGCCAGGUCUGUUGAUCUUCGAAAGCCGAAACCACUGCCAGCACCACUUUCGGUUGCGGCGCCAGCUCUGUUCUAUACUUCCACCCUGUCAGCCACUGUCUUGCCUCUUGCCAGCCAAUAUCCCUGCCAGCUCUGCUUUUUUCCAGGCUUCCUGCUUCUAGCCCUAGGUGGCAGGUUAGAAUUAGGUGGCAAUAGCUUUGAGCCUGUAGCUAUGGAAGAAUGAGGUUUCUGAACUUCUAGUUUGUGUUAAAUAAUAUGGAUUGUAUAGCUGCUACUUGGAGGAACCUUCAUUCUUUUUUUUUGAACCUUGCUACGAAGUGGUUGCGUUUUUGUGACACCGCGUAACAUAAAGGAACAAGUGAAUAACCUCAGCUCCCACCUCCUCCAUCGUCAGAAGAGACGGGAACUAAUGACGAGAAGCUUUUUCCGAUUAGUAGCACGAGCACGACUUCCCCACCGAACGCCCAAACCCAUGACUAAGAACGACGACGUUUUCGUUAUUCAUCCCAUGCGGACGAUGGCGUCGUUUCACAGCCACUACCACAAUGCCUUCUAUCCCUCCGCCUCUCCACUACCAUCACUCAAAUCUUCCACCCUCUUUGGAUUCGAAGGGCAAAGGAGGAACAUGUUCAUCCAAACGCAGCCUACCCCGAAUCCUUUGUCUCUCAUGUUCUAUCCCGAGAAGCCUGUCAUGGAAGUUGGAAGCGCCGACUUCCCAAACAUGCGUUCGGCUAUGAAUUCGCCUCUCGCUAAGUCACUCUUUGGAAUUGAUGGGAUUACUAGGGUUUUCUUCGGGUCUGAUUUUGUUACUGUGACGAAGUCGGAGGAAGCUUCUUGGGAGUUCCUGAAGCCUGAGAUAUUUGCGGCCAUUAUGGACUUCUAUUCCUCUGGGCAGCCGUUGUUUUUGGACUCUAAAGCUGCUGCAGCCAUGGAUACAGCUAUUCAAGAUGAUGAUUCGGAAACCGUUGCAAUGAUCAAGGAAUUGUUGGAGACUCGUAUUCGGCCGGCUGUGCAAGAUGACGGUGGGGACAUUGAAUAUCGAGGUUUUGAUCCUGAUACUGGAAUAGUAAAACUUAGGAUGCAAGGAGCAUGUAGUGGGUGCCCAAGUUCGUCGGUGACUCUGAAAUCCGGCAUUGAAAAUAUGUUGAUGCAUUAUGUACCUGAGGUCAAAGGUGUUCAACAAGAACUAGAUGCUGAGGAUGAGGAAGCAGCAGUAAGUGGACAAAUGGAGUAGUAGAACUUGUUCGACAUUUAGUUUUUUUAGAUAGAUUGCGAGCUCAGCAGAGUCUUCAGUGUGCACACAGAAAUAAUUCCCCAAAUUGAUCUGCUUCCAAUAAUUAUUGGGCUUCCUUUUAAAUUAAGUCCAUUGAUAAAUUACAAUGCAUUCUUUACUUAUAUGUUCACACACAUUAUAUAUUGAUAUCAUAAUUUGGUUGCUCUCGAUUCACACAA